AUGGAGAAUACUGUGGGCAGUGAUCCCUGGUUGUUUGGAGGCAAUUUUAAUGUCAUUCUCAACCCUAAGGAAAGUUCAACCCCUGUCAAUGCUAGCUUGAUGACUGGCAUUUUUGAGUUCCAGCAUUGUGUUGAGGAGAUGGGACUUUCUGACCAUUCUUUCAUAGGCCCCUUGUUCACGUGGUCUAACAAACAUCAGGACAACUUCCUGGCUCGCAAGCUUGAUCGAUUUCUCACUAACUCUGGCUGGUUUGGAUCCUUUGUAGACUCAGAGGUUGAAUUCCUGGCUCCAGGUGACUCUGAUCACUGCCCUGCCUUUGUCUGGCUACAUAAACUUGUCCCUGCUGUUAGGCCAAAACAGUUCAAGUUUUUCAAUUUUUGGGCCUUGCACCCUAGGUUUUUGCAAAUCGUGGAGGAGUCUUGGCAGGACCCAACAGAAGGUAAUCUAGCUCAAGCUUUGUUCUUAAAGCUUAAGGGAUUGAAAUGUUGUCUUAAAGACUUUAAUAAAAUAUAUUUCAAUGAUAUUUCGAGCCGGGUAAAGCAAAAACAUGAGGAGCUGUCAAAAAUCCAGUUAGCAAACUUGGAUUUUGGUACUGUUGGUAACUGUGCUAAUAUGGAAUGUGAAGUUGAAAGAGAGCUAAAAAUUCUUGAGGAAACAAAACUGCUUUUCUAUAAGCAGAAGGCAAAAUCUAACUGGAUUAAGGAAGGGGAUCAGGGCAGUCAUUUCUUUCAUUCCAUGGUUGCCAGCAAGAGGAAGAGCUAUACCAUCAGAGUGCUCUUUGAUCAGAAUGACAGAAGACUGGACUCUUUUGAAGACAUGUCUAGCGAGGUCAUCGUCUUCUUUAAAAACCAGCUUGGGAUGAUUGACCCUAAUAUCAAGGGCUGCAAUGUUAGCACCAUGAGAGACCUACUUGGGUAUUUUUACCUAUGGGUACUGCUAACUCCUUGUGUAGAGCAGUUUCUGAUGAGGAGAUUAAGAAGGCUAUAUGGGGUCAAGGGAAUAACAAAUCCCCAGGACCAGAUGGAUAUAAUCCUUAUUUUUCAAGAAAACUUGGGUACUAUUGACUCUGUAAUGGGUGUGCAGUCUGUCUUAGAUACCUUUUACUUGCUAUCGAGGUUGAAGCUUAAUGCUAGCAAGUGUGAAAUGUUUACUGCUAGUGUGCCUGCUGAUCUGUGGGCUCUCAUUCGAGAGGUUAUAGGCUUUAAAUUAGGUGUUCUCCCGGUGAGACACCUUGGAGUCCCUUUGGUGACAAUGAAGAUUUCGAUCAAGGACUUUCAAUGCUUGAUCGAUAAGAUUAGAGCCAAAUUAAACUCGUGGGCAAAUAGACACCUAAGCUUUGCUGGCAGUUUUGCUAGGGAUAUGUGGGGGAAUGUUCUGUCUUUGUGUGGGAUUAAUCGAUGUGUGAGUGCUUGGGACAAAGAGCUGGCCUCAGCUUCUCAACUUUUCAAGGGUAAAACUCUCAUUGUGCAACUGCUGAAGCUGGCACUUGCUGGCCAUGUGUACAACAUCUGGAGGGAGAGAAAUAGCAGACUAUUUGGGGGUAGAGCCAGACCGGUGGGUGAUGUGCUGAAGGAUAUGAUUCCAUUCGUUUUCGACUUAGUGAAUGGUCUAUUAGCAGAGUCGACCAAAGGAACGUUUCCCUGUGUGCUAACUGGGGUAUUUGAGCUAGCUGCUGUUUUAACCUUGCUUCCCUGUUGA
This is a messenger RNA of Hibiscus syriacus, 1698 nucleotides long. RefSeq lists its product as uncharacterized. Lineage: Eukaryota; Viridiplantae; Streptophyta; Magnoliopsida; Malvales; Malvaceae. The transcript has 3 exons. The coding region runs from base 1 to 1698 and encodes 565 amino acids. The record is from RefSeq and is a predicted model, not a curated record.